Molecule: messenger RNA, 5268 nt
Organism: Numida meleagris (helmeted guineafowl)
Lineage: Eukaryota; Metazoa; Chordata; Aves; Galliformes; Numididae
Gene: SLC25A36
Product: solute carrier family 25 member 36
Exons: 8
Coding region: 201-1187 (328 amino acids)
Biological process (GO): pyrimidine nucleotide import into mitochondrion
Cellular component (GO): mitochondrion
Molecular function (GO): pyrimidine nucleotide transmembrane transporter activity
Source: RefSeq, a predicted model, not a curated record
UCCCGUGCUCGGGGCUGCUGUAGUAGCUCGGUACGAGGGGCGGAGCGAGGGGUCCCGCCCCGGUUGCACGGCCGCCGCCCGCCCCAUCCGCCGCAGGAAGCCGCGGGGUUCACGUUCGUGCGGAGCUUGCUCGGAGCCGGCGGGGCGUGGGGCGGAAGCGCCCGGCACCACUCCCUGCCGCCCGGGUGCAGGUGACGAGGAUGAGCCAGAGGGACACCUUGGUACAUCUCUUCGCCGGCGGAUGUGGAGGUACUGUUGGUGCAAUUCUGACAUGUCCACUGGAAGUUGUGAAAACACGGUUGCAGUCCUCCUCUGUGACUCUAUACAUCUCUGAAGUUCAUCUCAACACUGUGAAUGGUGCUGGUGUCAAUCGAAUAACUAGAGUUUCUCCUGGACCUCUCCAUUGUUUGAAGAUGAUCUUGCAAAAGGAAGGUCCUCGUUCUCUGUUUAGAGGGCUGGGUCCUAAUUUGGUAGGCGUUGCUCCUUCCAGAGCGAUAUAUUUUGCUGCUUACUCAAACUGCAAGGAAAAGCUGAACAAUAUUUUCAAUCCAGAUUCUACCCAGGUUCACAUGAUUUCAGCUGGUGUGGCAGAGCUGCCUUUCACUUUGCUCUUUUUCUCUCCACGGUUGUGCAGAAGUUUUACUGCGAUCACAAUGACCAAUCCCAUUUGGCUAGUAAAGACACGAUUACAACUUGAUGCAAGGAACCGUGGAGAAAAACGAAUGAGUGCUUUUGAAUGUGUCCGAAAAGUUUAUCGAUCAGAUGGUAUUAAAGGCUUUUACAGAGGAAUGUCUGCAUCCUAUGCAGGCAUAUCUGAGACUGUUAUUCAUUUUGUUAUUUAUGAGAGUAUUAAGAGAAAACUACUGGAAUACAAGACUGCUUCUUCCAUGGACAAUGAGGAUGAAUCGGCAAAAGAAGCUUCGGACUUUGUUGGAAUGAUGAUGGCUGCUGCCACUUCUAAAACUUGUGCAACAUCAAUAGCAUAUCCCCAUGAAGUUGUACGGACAAGGCUAAGAGAAGAGGGAACAAAAUACAGAUCUUUCUUCCAGACAUUGUCUUUGCUUGUGCGAGAAGAAGGGUAUGGAUCCCUCUACCGAGGUUUAACCACGCAUCUGGUCAGACAGAUUCCAAACACAGCUAUCAUGAUGUCAACCUAUGAAGUUGUAGUCUACUUGCUCGAUGGAUAGCAGCGUGACAAGGCUUUCUAGAGGAAGGCAGAAGACUGAAAGACUGGAGUGGACUACUGAAUGUCAAUGCCAAAUGCGGUGGGCAGAAGGAAAGUUGUAUCAGGAACAUGCAGAUAUGGACAAAAUAGAAGGUUGAUUGUGGGCAACUAUGAUGGUUUUGCUGCCUUAUUGUAUGGUCUCUUAGCAAUGUUACAAGUGGAAGCCGCCCCUUAGGGAAUGCCUUUAUGCAUCUCUUUAUUCAAAAUUACUAUUUUGUUUCCAUCUGUUAAUCUAUAGGCAAGGCUAUUCAGUCAUCUUCAGAGACUUAACAGGUGAGGGAGAGGACGUGGAACUUGUUCGGGCAGCCUUAUUCCCACCUUCUAAUGAUUGCUUUCAACCACAUCCUUUUUGUUCUGUUUUACUGCACAGUAACCUGUUGGAAGAACAAGGAGGAUAAUACCUUCCAUACUUUUCCAUAUAUGAAAUUCCCAUUCAGUUGCUCUGAAUAUUCAUACAGAGACUGAGGUAGUCAGUGUAUAAAGUUUUCCAUGUUGCUACUUCAAGAUAGGAUGUGGCACAGGGACUCAAAAUUGCAUAACUUUUCACUAAAAAUGGUGAUACUUGUGUGGUAUUCUUUUAAAAUUUGAGUGGUGUUCUAGAUUAAUGAGAGAGAAUCUGAUUACUGAACUCUUCAGGUUAUCAAUUUCUUGAUAGUGAUAUAUGUAGACUUUUAGUUCUUCUGCAUCAUUGUUUUUUCUCUCUGAAGAUUCCCCCCCCCUUUUUUUAAAAAAAAAAAAAAAAAGGGGAGACCUAUGAAACAAUCUCCUGUAUCAUCAGCUUUCCUUGCCAGUCUGUCAAGUUGCUCACACAGCCGUGGGAGAUCUUGCUGAAUGCUACCUUACAGCCUUUCAAAAAAUCUUUAACUAGCCCAGCCUACCGUUUGUGAAGACAGAAUUAAUUCAGAGUUCCAUGGCACUGAAGAACAGGCUGUUUUUAUCCUAAAACUUUCAGCAAAGCUUGACCUAGCUUACUGGUGUAUGUAUUUGAGUACAGGGGAAGAACACAUAUCACUAUGGUUAGAAGGACUAGAAAGCACAAGAAUUUGGAGCUGUGAUAAGACUCUUCAGUGCAGGCAGCCUCUGUACAGAAUGAUGGAGAAAAUAGUAAAUUAUUUUUUUGUAAGCAUUCCCCCUGAUAAUUGCUGUAUCAUUUCUUCCAAUAUGAGCCUGCAUUCAGAACAGCAGUUGACAGUAUGACCUUGUCCUCCAGUUUGGAACAUUCAGGCGUUGUGUUUUGUUGUUCUAUAAGCCAGUUGCAAAAAUGUUUUGCAUUCAGCAGCAAGGCUUAGAUUGUAAGUUAUGACAGAAUGAACUGUGUUUUCCAAAAUCAUACAAUUGGGGUGUCAAAACCAAACGUUUAAUGUUAUAGGAACUUGUAUAGGUUUCCAGACAAAUGUUUAAUCUGCACCUUGAGUAUUUUUCUGUCGACAUCCAUGAUCCUUAUGAGAAAUAUGACCAUUAUAAAACUGGGGGCAAUAGCUUUCUACAUAUAAUUGCUGCUAUGCUGGUAUGACAGAACUGUGCUAUCGACUCUUCCAGUGUGGUACUUCAGUGUACUUAAACUGUGCAUUGUGUGCAAUGGCUUUCUAAUGAAUGAUUCCUUAUGCACUUUGUGGCCUUCUGGCUUGUGACUUUUCUUUCUCUUACUGGUUAUCAGUAGUCAAACUGUGUUCAGUACAUGCAGUUUGGUUUUAAAGCAUGUGGUUUGAUUUCCAUAUAACUGCAGAAUAAUGCAUUUUCUGCUGUAGAUCUGUAGGAUCUCUGUUGCAGUAGUUCUGUAGGCUGUAUGUAAAAGCUUGAAGCUUACGGAACAUUUGGUCUGGGUUUUUCUUGUUCACUUUAUUUUGACCAUGUCAUCUUCUCCCCACUGUCAAAAUAUUUGAGUACUUCAUGUAAAUGCACUAAUUUCUUUUUCCUCUAAGAGUCUCCGAUAGCACACACAGUGACCUUGCAGUGGAAUCUUGUCUGUAUUGUCUUCUUUGUCCUUGGAUAAUGUUGUCUUACCUUUUAAAGGCAAAUACUGUGGUCUGUGAUGUACUCACAAAGGUGAACUUGAUUGUUUUAGAGAAGUGAGAGGAGUGCUGAAAUGUAUUUUCAAAAAUUGGCCUCUCUAGGGUAAAUCCAGAGUGUUAUUUUGUGGCUCUGAGUUUCAAAGUUUUACUGUGAUACCAUUAUCCAGACAACUAAGUGCAGGACUAGCUACUUACUGUAAUUUCUGGUCUGUAAAAAGUGGAUUACCCUUCAGCUAUCUGAGUUAUUUGAUCAGAAUCGAACUUUAAAUUGGCUUUCAGCUUCAGUGUAUGUGAAUAUAGUUAACAUUUGCAUUAGUCUGGGCUUUGUGCAGGUUACUCUCCUGUGGUUUUUCCCUUGGUUACAUGUACAUCUCUUUCAGCAGUUCACUGGGUACCCUGUGUGCCUUCUGGGUGAGAUCAGUCCACUUGGAGUUGCUUUUAAAGUAAAAGUUUAAGCAAAGAGUGCUAAAAGAACAAUUAAAUAUGGGAGAUGACACCAAAAAAUAGACAAUCAGCUUAUUGCUCCACCUUGUUAAUGGGGGUAAAAGUGAUGUUUUAGCCUUCAGGGGUGAUCUUUUAUUUUGACUUGUUUCUUGGAUUUUUGUUCAACUACCAAUACAUAUGAAGUUACCUCUGAAAUAUUUCCCAAAGAUCUUUAAAUUAUUUAUAUUGUUUUCUUGAUGUUUUUUUACUAAAAAAGAAGAGCAAAGGGAAUAAGAACAUGCUACAUUAGUAAUAUCCUUAACUACAGAACUGAAAAUAGUGCAUUUAAACUUUCUUGAAACUUAAAUGGUCAUCUUAGUUUAUACUUGAAUGUAGUGUAUUUAUUUCACCUUUUUCCCUGCCAAGGGGUUUUGGAGGUCAGGAACAAGUCUCAGUAAUUAGUUUCUUUCCAUAUAUUUCCUUUGUCUUGAUAGGCCCCUAAAUGUUACUGCAAGCUAUUAAUUUUGACGUGGCAACCAGUUAAGAUUUGGGACACUGAGACUGCACUUUACAGAACCUGCCAAAAGGUGGCACUGGAGCAUGCAUUGAACAGAGGCAAAAAUGGGCUUCUCUGCCAAGCUGUGUGGGACAGCGUGCUGCUUGUCAUUGGUUUCUCCAGCAUAUUGGGGGGUAACAUGACAAGGGUGGCUUGAGAUUGGAAAAAUUUGACUUCAGUGAGUACAGUCACAUCUCACAGCCUCUCUAUUCCCCUUUCUGUCCCUUUAGUGCUGUGAUAACAGGUGAGUUGUGAUGUGUUGCAGCAGGCUGAGCCCAGCACUUAAACUGACUGGUAGAUCUGCUAGCAUAUGUUGUUUUAAGUAGGUUUACACUAGAAUUUUAUGGAGUUGUUUGGUUAUUUUAAGUGAACCAUCAGCCUAUUCACUUGUAUGUUGGUACUGCACCUAUCUAGUUCCCUGUUUACAUAACACACUCCAUAUAUUUUCUUUCUAAUUGAGAUGUUUGUUAAUGACAGUUUCUGUUAUGUUUUUGUUCCUAUAAUUGCAUUUGUAACAUUCCUCAGACUGUAGUGUUUUAAAAGAAUUCUUCCAGAUCCAAAAGUUUGGAAAGCCUUUAUAAAUAUUGCUUCCUGUUUAAACUGUUCAAAUUCAGAAAACAAGCUGAAUGCUGAAGUGUGCCUCGGUAAAUGUACUCUUUUUUUUCAAGUUUGUCUGUAAAGAUUUAGUUGUUUAAGUUUUCAGUUCUUCUAUUUAAGAGAGUCUGCCUACCCUGCAUAUGUGAACAUAAUUAUGCCCCGAGAGUCAUAGCUAAACACUCACAAAGAAUAGUUUGAGAACACUUUCAUACUCAUGUGAGGUUUGCUAUUAUUCUUGCGUACAUUCUUGGGUAAACUGUGUGCAUUUACUCUGUAUUUAUAUUGUUAACUCUUUUGUUUGGAUUGCUUUAAACUUCAAAGCAAAUUAAAACAACGUGCUUCUAUUCAAAUGUUGCCUUCUGUGAUAAACUGUACUCUGAUGUUUCUAAUUUUUUAUUAUUGAUAUAUACCAGUGCCUGGACAAUUGUGAUUAAAAAAAGAGCAAUUCAUUAGGA